Messenger RNA from Cricetulus griseus (Chinese hamster), 1149 nucleotides. The record is from RefSeq and is a predicted model, not a curated record. Lineage: Eukaryota; Metazoa; Chordata; Mammalia; Rodentia; Cricetidae.
GCUCCUGCUCCAGCGGCACAAUGUGAUCCACCGUCAAGGAGGCGUCCGAUAAGGAGCCGUGGAAGAUGGAGCACUUCUCGUCCAGUCUGGUUUUACUUCUGGUCAUUUCGGGUGCAUUUGAAUUUGGACUCAUUGCUGGGUUGGACCACCAUGAGGUGACUAUUCUGUCUCCGAGAGACCUGGCCAUCAGAGAUAACAGCCUUCGCAACCCAGAAGGACCUGCAGUACAUUCUCAGUCUUUCAAGUUGGUGCCUUCCGUGGGGAUACAGAACAGUAAGUUGCUUAACAAAACCUGCUGCCUGAAUGGAGGGACCUGCAUCCUGGGGUCCUUCUGUGCCUGUCCACCUUCUUUCUAUGGACGCAACUGUGAACGUGACGUACGAAAAGAGCACUGUGGGUCUGUCCUCCACGGUAACUGGCUGCCCAAGAAGUGUUCCCUGUGCAGGUGUUGGCAUGGCCAGCUCCACUGUUUUCCUCAGACCUUUUUACCUGGCUGUGAUGGUCAUGUGAUGGACCAGGAUCUGCCAGCAUCCAGGACUCCAGGACAAGCUCCGUCUGUGCCGACCACUUUCAUGCUAGCUGGCAUUUGCCUUUUUCUAGAAAUGAAAGUGUAGGUGUCAUAUGAAUUCAAUGCCAGUGCCCUAGCAAAGGUGAUCACUUGUCAUUCAUUUGAAAGUAAUAGUCAUAGUGAUCCCUGACACUCCCCUCAAAACACUAACCAGGCCUUACCUCUGCACAGCUCCACCCCGUUCUGCCUGUGCUGGCCGUCAAAGCAUUGUGUGUGCUAAGAGCAGCCUAAAAGCUGUGUGAGCUAGGCCACCAGCCUAAAACUAUACCACAUGGCCACAUUCUGCUUUUGAUUUUAAUUUUAUUUUAUGUGCAUUGGUGUUUUGCCUGCAUACAUAUCUGGGUGAGGGUGUUGGGUGUCCUGGAACUGGAGUUGCAGACAGCUGUGAGCUGCCAUGUGUCUGCUGGGAAUUGAACCUGGAUCCUGGAAAAGCAGUCAGUGCUCUUAACUGCUGAGCCAUCUCUCUAGUCCCCAUAUACAUUACUAGAAAGCCAAAUUAUAAAACUACAUAUUGUAAAGUAGUUUUUAUAAUAGUUUAAUAAGAGUGUGCACAGUAAAAAUGGGAACUCUGUUGAUCAAAA